Molecule: messenger RNA, 1050 nt
Organism: Pediculus humanus corporis (human body louse)
Lineage: Eukaryota; Metazoa; Arthropoda; Insecta; Psocodea; Pediculidae
Product: Diacylglycerol O-acyltransferase, putative
Exons: 5
Coding region: 1-1050 (349 amino acids)
Biological process (GO): triglyceride biosynthetic process
Cellular component (GO): endoplasmic reticulum membrane
Molecular function (GO): diacylglycerol O-acyltransferase activity
Source: RefSeq, a predicted model, not a curated record
AUGAAUUCUUCUUCCACAAUACUUAAAAAUAUUAAAAGCAACGUACCAUUAUUGAAAACUAAACGACAUUUACAUUUACCGAAUGGAAAAUGGAUGGAAACAUUAUCAGUUUUAAUUUGGAUGUCUUGCGGUCCUGUUUUACUAAUGGUGACGUCAUAUUUGCUUUAUCAUUACAUCGUGGCGAGAUACCUGUUUUUAGCUUAUUUGAUAUGGAUAUAUUUGGAUAGGGAUACCUGCGAGAGAGGAGGUAGAAGGAUUCAAUGGGUGAGAGAAUUGAAAUUUUUUAAAUACAUGAAAGAUUAUUUUCCGGUUGAAUUGGUGAAACAAGUCGAUUUGCCAACGGAUAAAAAUUAUUUAUUUGCCGUUUUUCCACACGGCAUCAUGUCAAUGAGUUCACUUUUGGUUUUCGGAACGGAUGCAUUGAAUUUCGAAAAGGUAUUCGAAGGUAUCAAAACGCACAUAUGCACGUUGAAAGUGAAUUUUAAAAUGCCACUUUUGAGAGAAGUUGCUUUCGCUUGCGGAGGAGUCGCAGCAUCCCGUAAAAGUCUAAAUUGGAUAUUGAGCAAUCCGAAAAAAGGUUAUUCGGCCACGCUCAUCGUGGGUGGAGCUGCGGAAUCACUUUACACAGAACCGGGAAAAUAUAAACUUUGUUUGAAAAAUAGAAAAGGAUUUUGUAGGAUCGCUUUGCAAAAUGGAUCUCCUCUCGUUCCGGUUUUUUCAUUCGGAGAAAUAGAUAUAUUCAAACAGGUUAAAUUUGACGGUCAUCCCUGGAUGAAUUCAUUUCAAAUGUGGUUUAAAAAAUUGACCGGAAUCGCACCGAUAAUUUUUUUCGGAAAGGGAAUCUUCGGCGAUUACAAAGGAUUCAUUCCACGUAAAUUACCGCUCACGGUCGUGGUCGGAAAACCCAUUCCUGUUGAUAAAAUUGAAAAUCCGACGGAAGAAGAUGUUGAAGGUUUACAUAGAAGAUUCAUAGAAGACAUAAUAAAAUUGUUUGAUGAAGAAAAACACAAAUAUUUGGAAGAACCGGAUACGGAUUUGAUAAUCGCAUGA